AGAACAAAAACCGCGUGUGACUACUGCCGCAAGAGAAAGAGCAAGUGCAACGGCGAGGCACCUUGCUCCAACUGUGUGCGCUUCAACCGUCUCUGCCAGUACACCAGUGUUCCCAAAGAAAGAAAGAGAAGGGUAACGAAGAGUGCUACGCACGAUGGCAGACCUUCAAAGCCCCAGCCCAACGGAUCCAUUUCCGCGUUGUCCACCCGGUUGUCGGCGUUGGAGAGCUUGUUAACCAACUUGACCUCGAAACUCGAUAGUUCUCCUUCCAGUGUGAGUCUGCAGGAUUCCUGGAAAACUAGGCAGCUGGAGUUGCAGUUGGCUAAAAAUACAGACAAGAAAACCGACUUGAAGUCCCGCGAUGUGGUUCCAAUGUCUGCUGCCGUCACCGAUGCAAAAACCAUGCGGAAAAUCGCCACCCCCAAGAAAGUGUGCUUCUCCAGUACUAAAAACCGUUUGAAGUACUACUUCGGUUCUCACAGUAUAUUCGGUGCUUUCUCGGAGAAGAGUAUUCAAUUUCUAAGAAACAGACUCGAUAAAGGUGACAGGCUAGCAUUACCGGCCAAGAACCUUAAAGUCGCCUACAGCAAUGCAGUGGAUACUUCCAUCGAAAUGUGGUCGGACCCCAACAAUCCGUUGGGAUUUGAAGAUGUCAAGAGUUAUUUCGUGGUGGGACAGAGAACAUUAAUUUUUGAAUUGCUCGAAAAACAUUACGAAUCUAUCUACCUAGCCAGUUUCUUGUGUGACUUGAAUUUGGUUAGGGAAUUAUUCCAAAGAUACUACUAUGGUAUUGUUUCGGAUUCCAGAAGUCUUGACAGGUUGGGCAUCUCGGAGUAUUUGAUUAUGAACAUUGCCCUCUGCUUGUGUAUUAGUAAUGUCACCAGCCAAUCCUUGCGGGACCCAGACUACACUACGCUCAACAAUUCAAACAUUCAAUACUUGAAUGACUUGAAACAAGAUUGUAUUGAUAAUGCUAUCUUCUGUUACGGUCGUCUCUCGUUACAGUGUGAGGGCCUCCGUACGAUUCAGGGUAUUGCUUUGUUGAUUCUUUACGUGGAAGGAAACUAUCUUUCCGAUUUCGUCAUGACUCAAGUACUCACGUCUGUCAUUGUCAGGCACAGCCACUCUUUAGGAUUAUUACACACCAGUGGUUAUCUUGAAGUUACUCCAGAAGAAGCAGAAUUGAGAAGAAGAUUGGUUUGGUUCUGUGAGUACAUGGAUAUUGAUUAUUCUUACAGAACUGGUAACAACCUUCUUAUCAAUUUUGAUGACAUGACUGUCUUGAACGAGUUUGAUGACCACUUUUUGUCUAUUCCAAUGAGCCCAUUUACAUCUGAUGUAUUGACGAAGAAUAGCUCGCAAUUGCUUGAAAAGUGCAAGGAACGUGGUUCAGAAUACUACCAUGCUUAUUACACCUUGUUAUUGAACAGGUUAAGACUCAAAAGUUACCUCAGUCUUUACAGCACUAAGGCUGUUGUUUCCAGUCAAGAACAGUUGAUGGACUCGUUGGAUGAAAUUAAUUCCGAAAUGAACAAAAUGGCUGAAAUGAUGGAGCCGGAAGUCAGACCCACCAUGUACUAUGAACAGAGUUCUAAGCCUUCCUACUCGAACCUCAAGCAGAUGAAUGAUCCAAUGUUCAGGUAUGCCAACUUAAACUUCAAAUUGUUGUACUUCUCGCACUUGGCAUUAAUUAACAGAGUUCCGUUCGGAUAUAACGAUACCAAUGAUAGGUUAGUCAAAUUCGGUAACAUAUCUAUGGACUGUUCCAGAACAGUGUUGCACUUGAUUGCAAACUUGGAUAAGGAAGAUAUGUCGAAAUCCUUCCUCAACUUCAUCUCCUUCUACCCAUUUAUGGCCUUUUUCGGGAUUUUGGCCCAUACCUUCGCGUUCCCCAAACUUCCUAGUGCACACGAAGACAUCAUUUUGCUUAUACGGCUGUCAAUGAACUUUUUUGCAUCUCAGGACGAUCCCAACGAAUCGUGGGAUAGCAGAAGACUCUACGACGGAAAGAGUACCAUGUUGGACUUGGUCACCAGAGUAUUAUUGAGGUUACUCUUGAGCUCGCCCGACCUCAAACACGACUACACCAAGGAGUAUCCUGCCCUUGCCCUCCAUUUGUCCAAGUGUGAAACCAUCUACCCUGACUUGUUCAAG
Suhomyces tanzawaensis NRRL Y-17324 is the source of this 2154-nucleotide messenger RNA. RefSeq names its product Zn(II)2Cys6 transcription factor. Lineage: Eukaryota; Fungi; Ascomycota; Pichiomycetes; Serinales; Debaryomycetaceae. The annotation marks the transcript as partial. The transcript has a single exon. The record is from RefSeq and is a predicted model, not a curated record. Gene Ontology annotation, biological process: DNA-templated transcription; regulation of DNA-templated transcription. Gene Ontology annotation, molecular function: DNA-binding transcription factor activity, RNA polymerase II-specific; zinc ion binding; DNA binding.